CCUCAUUUUCCUCAUAUUGUAAAGAGCAUACGGGAUGCUGGUUUUACUACGCCCCAGUCUGCCAAACGUUGGCGGAUGUGUACGUACAUCGGUGCGAUGGCGCAGUGUUCAAGUUCAAGCACAACCUGCCAGCUAUGUUGCGGACAACAUCGUUGAUCCGGAGUGGACCUCAGCCAAGCCGUACAAGUCCAUACCAGGGCCCACGAAAUGGCAGCUUAUAACCGGCUUCGCUAAAGGUGGACGUUACACAGGACUCAAUAUGGUCGAGAUACAUCGUCUUAUGCGGAAAGAUUUUGGAACGAUUUUCCGCAUGCCGGGCAUGAUGGGACGUAAGGACAUUGUGAUGAGCUUUGAUCCCUUGGAUUUCGAGAAGGUGUUCCGCACGGAAGGUAACUGGCCGGUACGACGUGGCUUGGAUACUAUGGCGUAUUAUCGUGAAAAAGUCCGUCCGGAUGUGUUUGGUGAGAUGGGAGGCUUAGUGACGGAACAGGGUGAAAGCUGGCAAAAGAUGCGCACAAUCGUAAACCCGGUGAUGAUGCAACCGAAGACUAUAAAGCUCUACGUCGAUCAAGUUGACGAGGUCGCUCGAGAGUUCAUGACGAUUGUUGCCAAUAUUCGAGACGACAAACACGAGCUUCCGGUCGAUUUUGAUCAGUGGAUCAAUCGAUGGGCACUGGAAACGAUGGGCGUACUGGCUCUCGACUCAAGACUUGGAGUAUUGCACAUGGGUCAAUCCGAGGAAGCUGAGAAAAUCGUUGGUCUUGUGAGGAGCAUGUUUGAGCUGACUUACCAGCUGGAUGUUUUACCUUCCAUUUGGCGAUACUACAAGACCUCAACAUUCAACAAGUUAAUGAAAGUGUACGAUGAUUUAACCAAUGUCGUUAUGGCAAAGAUUGAUGAUGCGGUAGCCAAAUUCGCAAAGCACCCAACAACAGAAGGCAACCAAAGCGUGCUGGAAAAGCUGCUGAAGAUCAACAAACACGUCGCGAUGAUCAUGUCGCUGGACAUGAUAAUGGCAGGCAUCGAUACGACAUCUUCCGGUUCAAUGUCGAUAUUGUACUGCUUGGCAAUGAAUCCCGACAAACAAGCGAAAUUACGGGAGGAACUUCGCACCAUUCUACCCCAUAAGGACUCCCGUUUGACUGCGGACAAUAUGCGCAACAUGCCAUACUUGCGAGCCUGCAUCAAGGAAGGUCUUCGAAUGUUCCCUCCAACUGCGGGUAACUUCCGUGCGUCGGGUCGAGAUAUCGUGCUGCAAGGAUAUCGCGUUCCAAAAGGCGUUGACGUUGCUAUGGGCAACAUGACACUGAUGCGCGACGAUCACGUGUAUACUCGCGCGAAGGACUUCCUACCGGAGCGAUGGCUGAGCAACAGGGAUGCGGACAUCCCGAGUGGUAAAGAAACGAACCCGUUCAUCUAUUUGCCGUUUGGAUUUGGCGCUCGGAGCUGUAUCGGGAAGCGACUAGCAAUGAUGGAGAUGGAAGUCAUUCUGUCUCGGAUGAUUCGAAACUAUGAGGUCCGGUGGAAUCACGGUGAAUACGAAAUCCGUACAACUAUCAUCAAUGUUCCUGGAAGCCCGUUGCGCUUUGAAUUGAAGGAAGCGGCUGUCGAUCCCAUCGAUCCGGAAUGGGCUACCGCGAAACCUUACAAAGAAAUUCCAUCACCAACGUUCAUGGAGUUCGCUAGAGGCUUUAAAAAAAAUGGACGAUAUGCAAAUUUAAGUUUACUUGAGCUCCACACCCGCAUGUGGGAAGAUUUCGGAGACAUCGUCAAGUUCCGGGGAAUGCUUGGUAGAAACGACAUUAUCUUAACGUACAGCCCAACGGACAUUGAGAAAGUGUUCCGUAAUGAGGGCCAAUGGCCGAUACGGCGUGGUUUCGACAGCUUCACGUACUAUCGGCAAAAGGUGCGACCGGACAUCUUCGGUGAAGUGGGCGGACUGGUGACGGAGCAUGGUGAGAAAUGGCAGAAGAUGCGAACGACGGUUAACCCUGUGAUGAUGCAACCGAAAACAAUCAAGCUGUACAUCGACCAGGUGGAUGAAGUGGCGCGCGAGUUUAUUACCUUAGUAUCGGAGAUGAGAGAUUCCAAAAAUGAGCUUCCAAAGGAUUUCGACCAGUGGCUUAAUCGGUGGGCACUCGAGACGAUGGGAGUUCUUGCAUUGGACACUAGACUGGGAGUGCUCAAAUCACAGCAAACAGAGGAAGCAAAACUGAUUCUUGGGGUAUGUCUUGUACGAGAUAUUUUUGAGCUAACGUACCUUCUCGAUGUGGAGUUAUCCUUCUGGAGGUACUUUAGCACACCAUCAUAUAAGAAACUGAUGCGUGUCCUAGACGAUCUAACCAGCCUUAUCAUGGUCAUGAUCGACGAUGCUAAAUUGAGGCUCGAAAACCAUCCUACGGAAUCGAGCAAUCAAAGUGUGCUGGAAAAGCUGCUGAAGAUCGACAAACAAGUCGCCGUUAUCAUGUCCCUGGACAUGCUUAUGGCCGGGAUCGAUACGACGUCAUCUGGAUCAGUAGGAAUACUUUACUGUCUGGCAACGAAUCCCGAUAAGCAGGCAAAGCUCCGUGAAGAACUCCGCACCAUUCUGCCACGAAAGGACUCCCCGUUGACGCCGGAGAGCAUGCACAACCUGCCGUAUCUGAGAGCUUGCAUUAAGGAAGGACUGCGACUCUACCAACCGGUUGCAGGUAAUAUGCGCGCAGCUGGUCGGGACAUCGUGCUGCAGGGCUACCGUAUACCAAAAGGUACGGAUAUUGCUAUGGGCACGGCUGUGUUGCAGAGAAGUGAGAAGUACUUUGGACGACCCAGCGAAUAUCUUCCCGAACGAUGGCUGACGGAACGGCCCGCGGAUGUUCCGUGGGCCAAGGACUCGAACCCGUUCAUCUUUCUACCGUUCGGAUUCGGAGCUCGCAGUUGUAUCGGCAAGCGGUUGGCCAUGAUGGAGAUGGAGAUUAUUACGGCUCGACUCGUGCGGCAGUUCGAUAUCCGCUGGAAUUAUGAUGAGCUUCGUUUCCGUACGGCUUUGAUCAACAUUCCCUCGAAUCCGUUGCAGUUCGAGUUGCGGGAGGUUGAUCAUUGACGCAUGAUGUCGAUGGGAUGGAACGAACUUUUAUACAUUAUUGGGUUGAGAUUUACUUUAUGCGAAUGAAAUUUAGAUGAAAUGAAGUGAAGUGGUAACAGCA
Molecule: messenger RNA, 3185 nt
Organism: Anopheles nili
Lineage: Eukaryota; Metazoa; Arthropoda; Insecta; Diptera; Culicidae
Exons: 16
Coding region: 35-3082 (1015 amino acids)
Molecular function (GO): heme binding; oxidoreductase activity, acting on paired donors, with incorporation or reduction of molecular oxygen; monooxygenase activity
Source: RefSeq, a predicted model, not a curated record